AGAGGCGCCGUGGAGUGCGAGGCGGAAGGUCGUGCUGGUCGCGUGGCAGUCGUAGAGGGAGGUCGUAACUUCUGACGCAGGCGUGGUGGUGUGCAAAGUUUAUUUACAACGCGUGUGUGUGUGCGAGUGUGUGUGUGUGCGUGUGUGUGUGUGUGUGUGCGUUUGUGUGGCGCCGCGGGGCACACUCACGCCGUGCGAUUCGGGUGUGGCGAGGCGCGCGGUACGGACACAGCACCUGGGCGACACUGGGCAGACUGACGAGAGUAAAUAGCGGGGAUACGUGGCGGUAGAUCCGAUACAACUGUGAAGGAAGGAAAGAGUGCAGCAGUGAAACAAAGACACCAAGCAGUGGGCAGUGUGACACCAAGCGAGGAAAGCAGGGAAGCAUGACAGUGAAAUAAGUGGAGGAAGCGACAGUGAAGCGAAGGACAGACAGAAAGAGAAAGAGAGAGAGAGAGAGAGAGAGACUACAAGAGCAUCCUCCAAUCACACCUCGUCAAAAUGGAAGGUAAUAAUGAAGUGAAGGAAGCCGCCCCAGCCGCCGCCGACCCCCCGCCACCCACAGGGGACGGCGAGACGGUGGACCAGCCCCCGCCGCCCCCGCCCACAAGAAGCAACCGAAGGACUGGCUGGCGGUGGGCGGCAUUGGUAUUGAGAAGAGGAGACGAUCAUCCAACGCCUCCUACAGGAUCGAGAACAACAAGGUCCUGAUCGACACCCCAGAUGGCGUACAGGAGCUGGAGAUCAUGGGCAGCAAGGACAGGCACGGCAUCUUCAGGCAGGCCGUACCCGUGCUGCCCAUGCCCCUGGCCGUGUUGUGCCUCAUCCUUAGCUUCGUGCCUGGCCUGGGAACGUUCGUGGCGGGCCUGCUGGUGCUGUGUGGAGGUUUCGCGACGGAGUACCCGAGCAGGAUGCAGGGCGCCUGCUGGAACCUGCUGGCGGCCCUGCUGAUGGUGGUGCUGGCGCCCAUCCUGGUGGGACUCAUCUGGUCCGUGCAGCGAGGCGUCAUCAUCCUGCAGGAAUCCAUGAAGCAGAACAUAGAGGAGCGUGAGGCCAAGCAGGAGGAGGCAGCGUAGAGAGGCAGGAACACACUACCCAAAGCCGUCUCCUUCAGAACUCCUCCUCCUGCGUGUUGUUUUCGGGUCUUCCCUUCAUCUCCAAUGCAGCGAGGAGGAUUCUGCCACACGAGGGAGUCUCCUGUACCUCCUCCUCCUCCUCUUUCUCCUCCUCCUCCCUCUCCACCCCAUUGCUCGCUCAGGGGAAGGUCGGGGAAGCACCACCAUCGAGUCAAAAGUUAUUCCGCGUCACGAGAUGAGAUUCUUGGAUCGUGAUCUCAAACUCUUCGGCGUCUUGUCUACACUAUUUUUCAAAGCCUCUUGUGGAAGUUGUUAUGGGUUUUUCAAGGGGGUAUUCAUGAUUCUAGUGAUAAUUCAUAAAGGAUUCUGUAUUGUCAGCGGAAGAAAAAUACUCAUGCAAACCUGGCUAAGGGCUAUAUUCUGAAACACUUCUGCGCUGCACCUCUGCUAAUUUCUAAAUGCUCUAGUUGAAGUUACAUGGGUUUUUAAGGGUGUUUUUAAGGUUCUAGUGACAGAUGGACAAGAUUUCUACAUUAUGAACAGGAGAAGCUCUCUUGAGAACUCGGGUAAUCAUUUCCGUGGCCUUUGAAAAUAGUCGUGGUGAGAAAGCAAGGUGUUUCUGAAUACGGGGCUAAUUAUCUGUGUCCUUUGGAAAUGUCUGAGGCUCCAGAGCGUUUCAGAAUACGAAUCCUUGCUCAUCUCGACCUCAUGACCUCACCUUCAUUUUUUCUUUUAUGUACAGUGACCUCAAUAAUUUUUCGUGUAAUAAUUUUGUAUACUUAAGAUUUGUUAUCGAUUUUCAUUAGUUCCCAUGUAUUCUUUGCCGUUAUUUUUGUAUCCUCAUUAGUUUUCAUGUGACUUAACCUUGUAUACUUAUUUUGUUAUCAAUCUUGUCGUUUUUUUUAUUGUGUUUCAGAGACUUUUCUUCUUAUUGCUCCAGAAUUAUUUGUUUUGCACUUUUUCAUUCACAAGUGCAUUUUUAUAUUAUUUUUUUUUUUACGGUUCGUGUCCUGUAUUCCUCCUUAAUUUUCCGUAUUUCUGUAUCCUCAAAGGUUUCUUAAUCGAUAGUUUUCCCCCUGUAGUUUCCCCAUUUAUAUAUUCCUCAAGGUCUGAGUGCCCAGGUUUCCUCGCCAUAGUUUCUAUAACCACCAGUACUUACUACAUCUUACCCUGUAUUCAUACUUUCCAUACAGUUUUAUAAAGUCCUCAAGAUCUAUCACAUUUCCUCAACACAGUUUCGCUAACUACCUAAACGGACCUCCUCGUAUUAUUUGCAAGAUUCCUCGUGUCUGUAUCUCCAUAGUGAUUCUUGCAUCCACCCGUAUUGUAUUCCCCAAGGUUUGUACUUCCCCGUGUUGUUCUGUCCACCUCCACCUUCCUUUGUAUCUCGUCCAGGGAUCUUAUGGCCCUGUUUUACCCUCAACAUCCAGUAUUCACAUAUAUUAUACCUGGAUUCUUGUAUUUUCUAUGUCUCAUCCAUGCUUUGUAUACGUAGUAAGUGUACGUUUAUAUAUUUUUUUUCUCAUUUUUCAUUAAUAGUGUGUGAUUUAACACAUCUUUUUUUAUAUAUAUAUUAGUCUUGUUAUGAAAAAGACGAAUUUAUUUACGAUGCAUUUAUAGGGUAGACAUUUCUUUUGUAUAAUUGAUGCAAGGAUUACAAAGACGAGUUUUAUUAUUUAUUUUGUACCAAGGCAAACGUCUCGCUGUUACUUUCUGCCUUUGCAACGGCACCUCUUCUUGUCUCUCCCUAUAACUCCCUUAUUACUUUCCUCUGUUGCCUUAUUUUACAAAAGUUAUAUUCUAUCCUUUAUGAUUCUCUUUCUUUUUUUUUUUUUUUCUCUUGCGAUUGCCUGGACAUCAAACAUCAUUCUGGAGACAAACAGCACGACGCAACACAACACAACACAACACAACACAACACAACACAACACAACACAACACAACACAACACAACACAACACAACACAACACAACACAACCACCUCGCAAGAACUGUGAUUGCAUUAUCAUACAUUUCGAGGUCUCAUUAAUACCUAAGAGUUUCACAAGACCUGUACAUCGCCAUUAGAAAAAAAAUACCCAUGAAAGCCAAACCAAUAAUAUGUUAAAUUAAUAGAAUAUUCAGUAAUAUUUUACUUAUUAUACUGACAGUUUCAAAAAGUCUGUACAUCAAUUGAAAAAAAGCCUUGAAAACCAAACUCAUAACCUCUGUGAAGAUAAUAAGAUACUCAGUGAUAUUUUAAUGGUUAUACUGAUGGUUAAAAAAAAGAAAAUAGCCAUGAAAAUUACACUAUGAUAUAAUAUCAAUUUCUCUGUGGUCUUUCAAAAACAAUCCUUAAUGAGAGACUGAGGUGUUCCAAAAUACCAGUCCUGUGUUGAUCCGACGUCCUUAAUUAACUUCGUAGUGAGCACCUGAAAGCUUCAUUACCCUUCAUGUUCACUACACCUGACAUGUUUUGUUAUUAGUUGGACUUGAGACUAAUGGAAGUUGCCAAUUGAUACCUGGAGCUUCCUGUCACCUGCCGAUCUUGUCACCUACACACACACACACACACACACACACACACACACACACACACACACACACACAAA
Scylla paramamosain (green mud crab) is the source of this 3668-nucleotide messenger RNA. RefSeq names its product protein stum homolog. The record is from RefSeq and is a predicted model, not a curated record. Bases 747 to 1076 code for a protein of 109 amino acids. The transcript is spliced from 4 exons. Lineage: Eukaryota; Metazoa; Arthropoda; Malacostraca; Decapoda; Portunidae.